This is a messenger RNA of Seriola aureovittata, 3246 nucleotides long. It is a transcript of the gene ctdsp2, whose product is annotated as CTD (carboxy-terminal domain, RNA polymerase II, polypeptide A) small phosphatase 2. Lineage: Eukaryota; Metazoa; Chordata; Actinopteri; Carangiformes; Carangidae. The transcript is spliced from 7 exons. Gene Ontology annotation, molecular function: RNA polymerase II CTD heptapeptide repeat phosphatase activity. The record is from RefSeq and is a predicted model, not a curated record. The coding region runs from base 771 to 1559 and encodes 262 amino acids.
GUGAUCUCAUUUGCUAGAAGCAGCGCUGGAAUGUGUUCGCUGCGGAGCGUGCGGGACGGGGAGGAAUGCCUUGACCACGCCCCCUCCUCCCGGCCGUCCAAUCAGAAAGGAUAGACAGUUUCAAGGCACCCGCGGAGUCCCAACCGUAGAAAAACAAAACCUCGGAUAACAACAAAACUCAUAUUUUACAUUUAACUACGCGGUGGAAUCGGGUUUUCAACAUUGAAACCUGCUCUAGGUGCCAAUUCUCGGUGUUUUUCGUCGCUCUUUGAGGCCUUUCGGGCGAUGUUGUUUAUCUGUAGUAAGGGGGGGCUUGAAACCGCCCUCCCUUGCCCCAUUUCCUCGGUUGUUUUCCUUCCCUCGCCUGGAUUCUCCAUGUUGUUGGUGCAAAAGUGAGGACUUAGCUGCGACGGGAGAGGGGGGCUGCUCGGCGAUAUUACCAGUAAUAGUAGCGGUAAACCCGAGACGACGGAGCGGACAGAGACUCAAAUAGCCUCCCAAAAAACAUAUCCAAGUGCCUUGCCCCCUCCCCAGGCGGACCUCCGAGAGAAGAAGAAGAAGAAGAAGAAGAAGAAGAAGGAGAAGCGGCGGGGGGAAUAAAGAAACCCAGGAACAAGACAAAUCCCACUCUCAUCGAGGAUCGUAACUGAGGCGGAUGACAAGUUACCUCGGUGAAUAAUUGAGUCGACUUGUCAAUAAAACCCAAUGAGGGAUGCCCAUCAGUGCUCGGGGACAGGAUUUGAGGAUUUUGAGGGCUCCGUGAUUGUCAGAUGGAAAGUUCUGUUAUCACCCAAGUGCAGAAAGAAGACGUUCAAGUGUCACCGAAAACAGGCCAGGUGAGCCGGUCUGCCCUAAAACAGCCUCGGAGUUGUAACAUCUUCAAAGCGCUCUUCUGUUGCUUCCAAGCUCAGGAUGGCCCUAAACCACCACCACCACUACCACCACCUUCCCAGCAGGCCUUGCUGGAUUCACAGGAAAAUGGGACGGUUGUCAAGCAAUCUGAACCCAGCCUCCUGCCUGAGGUGAAGGCCCAGGACCAAGGGAAGAUAUGCGUGGUCAUAGACCUGGAUGAGACUCUGGUGCACAGCUCAUUCAAGCCUAUUAGUAAUGCAGACUUCAUCGUGCCUGUGGAGAUAGAGGGGACCACACACCAGGUGUAUGUACUGAAGAGGCCGUAUGUGGAUGAGUUCCUGCAAAGAAUGGGAGAGUUAUUUGAAUGUGUGCUGUUUACAGCCAGUCUCGCUAAGUAUGCAGACCCUGUGACGGACCUGCUGGAUCAGUGUGGUGUUUUCCGGGCUCGGUUAUUCCGGGAAUCUUGUGUAUUCCAUCAGGGCUGCUAUGUCAAAGACUUGAGCCGCCUGGGCCGAGAUCUCCACAAAACCCUCAUCCUGGAUAACUCUCCUGCCUCCUACAUCUUCCACCCUAACAAUGCUGUUCCUGUGGUGUCUUGGUUUGAUGAUGUGGAAGAUGCUGAGCUGCUCAACCUUCUGCCUGUCUUUGAAGAACUUAGUCAAGCUGAUAACGUUUACACCAGGCUGGACCAGCUUCGUGGACAUUAAUCUCUCAAGGGACCUGCUCAGCCCCUGUUAGAGCUCCAGCUUGAAACCUCUUCAGCUACAAUAGAAUCGUAUAUUGAGAAUAGAAUGCUAGAGUUUCCAGAUGUUGUUCUCCUAGCCUCUGCACAAAAUCCUCUGUUUAGAAAAGUGUAUUAGCAUGGGGUUAAGGAAAUUCCAAGCUUGGAAAACACAAUGUCUUUGGCGCAAUCGAAACUAUAGAUCGGAAUCUGAGGCCUUUUCUCUGAACCUCAGUGCUGACAAUAUUGACAACCACUAUUUGAAAGUAAUAUGAGACAGACGGGAAACAACAACCAAAGCAGUCCCAUCACUAUCACUCCAGUUAGUAUGAAUAUUAAAAUGGUUCUUUUGCCAAAGCAGAAGCCUGCCUGCCCUGACUUGACUUUUGGACAUUGUGUUUUUUUAUUAUUGUGCCUUUAAGGAACAACAAAAAAACAUCAGCCCUUUUUUUAAAUUUCCACCAGAUUUUAUACAUUUAUUGAUUUCUUUUUAUAGGUUGUUUUAUAAGGAAAUCUAUUUUUAAAUGGUGAACAUGGUUCUUCUAUGCAACCCAGUUCUGUAAUUACAUGGACAGUACCUCUUGAGUAGACAGUCAAUAAUUGCAUUCAGCAGAUGUAAACAUAACUGUAGCCUUAUUUACCUGUAAAUGAGCAGCAAAACAAAAGUGUAUUUUAGUUACUUGUAUUGUAACCAUAAAACAUGCAAAUAUACAUCAUUAGUGGUCAGACUGAUAUGAUACUUUUGGUUAUAUGUUAAGUAAACAGGGCGAAAUCUGGUCUUUGAUGGAUCCGUUGAAAGCAGACACACUGGAAUAUGUUGGCACAUAGGACCAUAAACGCCACAGUUUUCAGUCAAGGUUUAAUAAUAGUUCAUUUGUUCAUAUGUUUUUUCUUUUAUUACUAUAUGACAAACAACUUGCACUUGUUUUAUAUUGACAGUGCUGAAAGUAAAAACUGUGCCUUUGAAAUUCGGACAGAGAAUGGUGUUCUGCCUGAACAGAGAUUUGUAGGCCUACACACUCUGAUGUGUCAUGCUGAGCGUGAGAAAACACUGUCAAGAGCAAGUGUAAUGCCAUGUGGCUGUGGUACUUGCAGUGCAACACUUGAAAAUAUCAAAUUUGAUUUUUUUUUUUUUACAUGUAUGAGUGUUUUUUCUGUAUUUAUUGGCCAAAAACCUGUAUUGUCCAGUAUUUCUUAAUGCUUAACAUUUUGUAUUGUAGUCCAUUUGCCAACUUUGAGGCUGGCCUUGCGUUUGACUGUUUUAUCUGUGCCUAAAUAACAAACAUUUUGCUGUCGAAGUUCAUGGAUAAUUCAAAAACUUAAGCAGUUAAAUCAAAUAGAUGUAAAUCCAAGAUUCAAUCAUGCAAGAACACAUUUUUUUCAUUUGAAAAUUCAUUACAACAUAUAUUUUGUGGGGUUAUGUUUCCUGGGUAAUAUGGUUUUUCUAUGAUGUUUAAUGCCUGAUGCAAUUAUUGCCUGCAUGUUGACUAGUAAAAUAUGACAAUGAAAAUUUACCAGUUGUGAUGACCAAAAGUACUUGUUUAGACAGUCACAAUUUGUCUUUGUGUAUCAGAAUAAAUCAAAAACUCAUUUUGUCUACCUGAUUUGACCAAAACUCUAAAAGACAAGGUGCUACCAAUUUUUAUUUUAAAAUAAAAAUUGGUUAUAUUUUA